AUGGUUUCACAAGACUCACUACCAAACUCCACAAGCCCCAUACCCGACCAAACCCACUUUCCAAACGACCCGUUUGGCCCGUACCCGGCCCACCCAUUUUCCAACAAUGGCCCUUACCACCAUGCGGACAUGACCCACGAGGGGCGCCUAAUGGACUUUCUCGGCACCCAGAAUCCCGCCCAAAGGCUCUCUCUAUCCCUGGGCUCCGGCCCAUGCAGCCAGAUUCGGCCCUUUAGCCCGGCCCAUCUAAAUCCCGGGCCCGAUACCCUGCUGAUGGGGGAUUACUCCUUCUCGGGGAUAAUCACCAACAAUAACCACCACGACCAGUCGUGCUCGACAUCGUACGGCCAGGAAUCGUCCGCCGAAGCUAUUGGGAGCUCGAGGUAUUUGAGGUCGGCCCAGUCGCUCCUUUUGGAGAUGGUCAGUGUUGGGGGUGAGGAGAUCGAGGCCCACAAUAGGAAGUAUGCCCACAAGCUUUCACGGGCCGGGCGGAAAGAUUGUAUUGGGCUCCGGCCCAAUCUCCAUCCCGAGCUUUCGGAUAGUGAGCUGUGUGUUUGCCUUCUAAAGCUUCUUGCUUUGCUGGAGGAGGUGGAGAGAAGGUAUGAGGAGUAUUAUGAUCACAUGGAAGAUUUGGUGACGUCAUUCGAGAUUAUAGCGGGUUUGGGCUCGGGUCGCUCGUACACCGCACUCGCGUUGCAGGCAAUGUCCAAGCACUUUUGCACACUCAGAAAGGCUAUCGUGUCUCAAAUUCGGGCCGCUAAGCUGAAGAUGGAUAAGGAGUGGCCCAAAUUCAGCUCGGGAUUGUCUGGGCUGAGGUUGUUGGAUCAAGAGGGCCGCCAGAAUCGAGUCUCGCUCCAGCAAAUUGGGCUUAUGCAUAACUCGCGCCAGGCCUGGAGGCCCAUCAGGGGAUUGCCGGAGACAUCCGUCACCAUUCUUCGCGCUUGGCUUUUCGAGCAUUUUCUGCAUCCUUAUCCUAAUGAGUCUCAAAAACUCAUGUUAGCAACGCAGACAGGCUUAUCAAAGAAUCAGGGGUGUGAUGCAUCUGUACUUCUAGACGAAACCACGAAUAUAGUGAGCGAGAAGAAUGCGGGACCCAACAAAAACUCGCUGAGGGGAUUCGAGGUUAUCGAUGAGAUCAAAGCCAAACUCGAACAAGUUUGCCCACACACUGUUUCAUGUGCCGACAUUCUUUCUCUUGCAGCGAGGGACUCCAUUGUACUUAGUGGAGGACCUCAUUGGGAGGUUCCACUAGGGAGAAGGGACUCAAGAACAGCAAGCCUCAGCAAAUCAAACACUGAUAUUCCGGCCCCAAAUUCCACCAUCCAAACACUCACCAACAUGUUCGAGCGCCAAGGCCUUGACGAACAAGAUCUUGUUGUUCUUUCGGGAGGACACACGAUAGGAAUGGCGAGAUGUGUGACAUUUAGGCAGAGACUGUACAACCAAAACGGGGACAUCACCCUCGAGAAAAACUACUACAACGGUCUGAAAACCAUGUGCCCGAAAAUCGUUGGCGAUAACAACAUAUCGCCCCUCGAUUUCACGUCCCCAGUGAAAUUCGACAACAGCUACUUCAAGCUCUUGUUGUGGGGCAAAGGGCUUCUCAGCUCGGAUCAGGUUUUGCUCACGGGUAAAACCGCAGAGCUUGUGAGGAUGUUUGCAGAGGACGAGGCUCUGUUUUUCCACCAGUUUUCGAGUUCUAUGGUGAAAUUGGGGAGCAUUAGGCCUCUUGUUGGGUCUCAGGGAGAAAUUAGAAAAAAUUGCCGUAGGUUGAACUGA
Molecule: messenger RNA, 1779 nt
Organism: Striga hermonthica
Lineage: Eukaryota; Viridiplantae; Streptophyta; Magnoliopsida; Lamiales; Orobanchaceae
Source: the annotation of a GenBank genome assembly